Daldinia childiae is the source of this 1599-nucleotide messenger RNA. RefSeq lists its product as uncharacterized. Lineage: Eukaryota; Fungi; Ascomycota; Sordariomycetes; Xylariales; Hypoxylaceae. Gene Ontology annotation, molecular function: transmembrane transporter activity. The coding region runs from base 1 to 1599 and encodes 532 amino acids. The record is from RefSeq and is a predicted model, not a curated record. Gene Ontology annotation, cellular component: membrane. The transcript is spliced from 2 exons. Gene Ontology annotation, biological process: transmembrane transport.
AUGGCUACCGAUAUAGAGUCAGCAGCUGCCACAGCUCCGGAACUCCCUUCAAGCAACAAGAACGCAUCAUCCUCAUCCUCCCAUGAUGAUCCUGUUGAUACCGAGAAGCUUGGAAGGAGUAGACCUUCAAUCUUUGCUAAUGGCUGGGUUGAAGCAGGGUUUUGUGUAUCUGUUCUCGGUUCGAUGAUGAUGUCAGAGUUCCUCAUCAGUGGAUUUAGCGUGUUGCUCCCGGUGCUCAUCGAAGACACAGGUAUCGACCCUAACCAGAGGACCUGGCCUAUAACCGUCUUCUCCCUCGUCACCGGUUCAUUGUUGUUACCCUUUGGCCGGCUUGUCGAUAUGUUCGGCGCAUUCCCUAUCUACCUCGGAGGGCUAUCAUGGCUAACUCUGUGGGCGAUAGUUGGAGGAUUCAGUCGUACCUUGCCGAUGGUUUUAGCGAGUCGAGCUCUCCAAGGGGUGGGAGCAGCUGCCUUCCUACCUGCCGGUACGACGUUAUUAGGAACCACUUACCGUCCCGGUCCACGGAAGAAUGCCAUUUUCAGCAUGUAUGGAGGUUGCGCACCCUUAGGUUUCUUCUCUGGUAUCAUCGUCGCAGGUCUCACUGGCGAGUUCCUUUACUGGGGUUGGUUUUUUUGGAUUGCAUCUAUACUACUGUCUUUCCUGUGCUUGAUGACUUUUUUCUGCGUUCCUCACGAGUGGAAACGUGGCGACUGGUCCUCAAUGGAUUGGUGGGGUUGCCUUACCAGCGUUUGCAGCUUGAGUCUACUUACAUACGCUAUCACUGAUGCCUCCCACGUCGAAGGCCACUGGGCCUCCCCUCAGAUCAUCGUUACAUUUAUACUUGGGCUCAUAGCCCUCGCGGCUUUUAUCUACGUGGAGGGAUGGGUUGCCGAUUCUCCUCUGCUGCCUUUUGACUUAUUCUCUAUUAAGUACAUCGGACCACUCUUCCUCGCUCUCUUCAUGGCGUGUGGCUGCUUUGGCAUAUAUCUCUUCUACGCAAGUUUUUAUAUACAGACUGUCCUCAAAGUCCCACCAUUACUCGCCGCACUUUGGUUCUCUCCUAUGGCUGCCGGUGGAAUCAUCAUCGCCCUCAUAGGUGGAUUAACACUCCAUCGUUUACCUGGAACUAUACUUCUCCUGCUGGCUGGGACAGGUUUCGUAAUAUGUCCUCUCCUAUUUGCCCUUAUCCCCGAAAAUCCCAAUUAUUGGCGGUGGGUCUUCCCAGCAAUGGUGUGCACAACAAUCGGUAUUGAUAUUAGCUUCAACGUGAGCGGUAUAUUCAUUACUACCAGUGUCCCCAAACAUCAGCAAGGCCUAGCAGGAGCAUGUAUCAAUGGUUUGGUAUACCUGGGUAUCAGUUUCUUUCUUGGCUGGGCGGACUUUGCGGUCGCCAGUAGAUCAAGCGACGAGCUAGGAGAAAGUUAUAAGGUGGCGUUCUGGUUUGCCGUCGGAUGUGGAGCCGGAGUCAUCUUGAUGGUCUUGGGAUUUAUUAGGGUUGGUAAAGCCAAAAGCGAUUUUACAGUAGAUGAGAAAGCACAGCAAAGGGAAGCAGGACGCGAAAGUGAGCAGGCUGAGCAAGAGACGGGAAUUAUGACUUGA